Dentiscutata erythropus is the source of this 471-nucleotide messenger RNA. The record is from the annotation of a GenBank genome assembly. NCBI's taxonomy places the organism in Eukaryota, Fungi, Glomeromycota, Glomeromycetes, Diversisporales, Gigasporaceae.
AUGAACUUAAGAAAUAAUAAAAUUUUAAGAAUAUGUUGUCACCUAUGUUUAAAUAUUAAUAUCUCACCAAAUCUCACUCUUAUCGAAAAUUUUUAUUAUAGACUAAGGGUACCUCGAGCUUUGGUAAACGUCAUACAAAGACCCACACCUUAUGCCGCCGAUGCGGUAGGCGUGCUUUCCAUAAUCAAAAGAAAACUUGUGCUCAAUGUGGAUACCCUUCUGCAAAGACAAGAAGCUGUUAUACUUGACGUUGACGAUGGGUUGCUGCCCAACGAUAUCUUGCACAUGAAUUCCUUUGCACUCCAUCCAGCAAAGUCUAAAGCAACACCGCAGGAGAAUUCGAACAUAAGGAAUGCUAGGCGGAUUGAAAUAACCACCAAGGCCAAUGCGGAAGUAAAGAUUGCCAAUGAAGUAAAUGAUGCUACCACGAAAAUGAUAAGUGGCGCACAUAAUACGAGCAGAGAGAUGUAA